Molossus molossus (Pallas's mastiff bat) is the source of this 1434-nucleotide messenger RNA. RefSeq names its product leucine zipper transcription factor like 1 (gene LZTFL1). Gene Ontology annotation, cellular component: cytoplasm. The transcript is spliced from 10 exons. The record is from RefSeq and is a predicted model, not a curated record. Lineage: Eukaryota; Metazoa; Chordata; Mammalia; Chiroptera; Molossidae. Gene Ontology annotation, biological process: negative regulation of protein localization to cilium. The coding region runs from base 125 to 1021 and encodes 298 amino acids.
GCUUCCAAACAACCCGCCCGCCCCUCGGUCCGCGGCGGUUCAACCGCUCUCGGCGAUUCCGGGCUUAGCGAGCCUGCGCCCGGCCCCUCCCGCUCCUCGAGGCCGCCGACUCCCGCCCGCCGCCAUGGCAGAGUUGGGCCUAAAUGAGCACCAUCAAAAUGAAGUUAUUAACUAUAUGCGUUUUGCACGUUCAAAAAGAGGCUUGAGACUCAAAACUGUAGAUUCCUGCUUCCAAGACCUCAAGGAGAGCAGGCUGGUGGACGAGACUUUCACCAUAGACGAAGUCGCAGAGGUUCUGAGCGGGUUACAGACGGUGGUCCACAGCGAGGUGGAGUCCGAGCUCAUCAACACGGCUCACACCAACGUGCUGCUUCUGCGGCAGCUCUUCUCCCAGGCGGAGAAGUGGUACCUCAAGCUGCAGACAGAUAUCUCCGAACUCGAAAACAGAGAAUUAUUAGAACAAGUUGCAGAAUUUGAAAAAGCAGAAUUUACAUCUUCCACUAAAAAGCCCAUCAUAGACAUCAUAAAGCCAAAACUUGCUCCACUUAACGAAGGCGGAGCAGAACUCCUGAACAAGGAAAUUUUAAGACUUCAAGAGGAGAAUGAGAAAUUGAAGUCGAGGUUGAAGACCAUUGAAAUGCAGGCCACCAAUGCGCUGGAUGACAAGGCCAAGCUAGAAAGAGCACUGCGUGACCUACAGCUCGACCAAGGGGUUCAGAAGGAUUUUAUAAAGGCCCAAGACUUGAGUGACUUGGAAAACACAGUUGCUGCUUUAAAGAGUGAGUUUCAGAAGACACUUAAUGACAAGACAGAAAACCAGAAGUCCCUGGAGGAGAGUCUAGCGACAGCCAAGCACGACCUACUCAGGGUUCAGGAGCAGCUGAGCAUGGCUGAAAAGGAGUUAGAGAAGAAAUUCCAGCAGACAGCAGCCUAUCGAAACAUGAAAGAGAUUUUAACCAAGAAGAAUGACCAAAUCAAAGACCUAAGGAAGAGACUAGCAAAAUAUGAACCCGAAGAUUAAAAACCGAAGAUUCCACCCAGAAGCUGCCAGAACAUGAACGUACAAGCUAUUCUCACCUCAGGCAUGUAUUUGGAAGCAGUUUGUUAUAUUCCCUCUAUUUCUCCAGUAUGUGACUUUGCUUCUACUGUGUAAAACCAGGGUUGCUGUUUCAGUUGUCUGAUUGAGAAGAGAGAACACCUACUGGUUCUGGUCAUUUGUCCCAAACUCUCUGCCGAGUGGUCCAGCGUCUUAGUUCAGAUGCAUUGGGAAUUCUUCACAGUGAAGAAGAGAUCUUUAGAGGGGGAAGAAGAGUCUUACCCUUUUGCAUUAGUGUGAAGAGUCUACCUUUUUAAUAAAUGUUAAAGCUAGCAAUAUCUAUACUUGUGCGUUCCAGGGUAAUGUAAGUAGAGAGUUAUCGGAGAGAGUUACUACAA